UCUCAAUAUCUUCGCUACAUAUCCAUGUCUUCAUUCUUCUUUACUUCUAGGUACUGCUAGUGUCGUACCGGCAUCAAUAUAGAUCUUCGAAAGCUUCCGCAGCAUAAGCCCCCGAGAGUCCAAUGAACGUCUCUUCUAAAACGUCUAACGAUGGUAGGCAAGCCGCGUUUGAAGCGACUUUCCACGAGAUCCAUGGCUCUACCUAUUUGGAGAGAGAUGCACGUGGGCUUGCACGGCUCGGAAAGUCGCAGGUGCUAAAGCGUCGAUUUGGAUUUCUUUCCAUUUUUGGUUUCAGCUGUUGCAUCCUCGCUACGUGGGAGACGGCAUUGGCACUCUUCACAGAAGCAUUCGAAAAUGGUGGACCAGCCGCUUUAGCGUGGGGGUUCCCCAUCGCCUGGUUGUGUUCAAUGUCCGUUUACCUGUGCUUAGCAGAGAUGGCGUCCAUCGCACCCAUCUCCGGCGGACAAUAUUUUUGGGUCGCGAUACUGGCGCCUCGGAAAUAUAAGCGCUUUUGUGGCUACCUGACAGGUUGGCUCACGUCACUUGCCUGGAUCGCCACCCUCGCCGUGGGCAGUAUCUUCACGGGCACAAUCAUUCAGGGGCUCAUCAUCUUGAACUAUCCGGACUAUGAACCGAAGAACUUUCAUGGAGCAUUCCUCGCUUGGGCCGUAAUUGCCGUAGCUAUUUUUGUCAACACUGUAAUCGCCGGGCUCUUGCCGGUCCUAGAAGGGGUUAUCCUUUUCAUACAUGUUCUGGGGUUCAUCGCGAUACUCGUCACACUAGUGUACCUAUCGCCGCACGGUACCGCUGAUGAUGUCUUUUUCCGGUCUCUGAAUGAAGGCAAUUGGCCAACCCAAGGCCUUUCGUUUUGCGUAGGGUUCAUCGGUAACGUGGCUACCUUCGUCGGAGCCGAUGCGGCUAUUCAUAUGGCGGAAGAGAUAGAAAAUGCGGCCAUGAACGUGCCUCGAGCCAUCGUCACCACUGUUCUUCUGAAUGGAAGUACGGGAUGGGCCAUGGUGCUUGCUGUACUCUUUUGUCUUGGCGAUAUUGAUUCUGUCAUUAACUCUCCCACUGGCUAUCCAUUCAUACAAGUCUUUUACAAUGGGACCGGCAGAGCUGGGGCUACGGUUAUGACGGUGGUCGUUGUCGCAAUAAUUUGGUGUGCCGUUAUCGGUUUCGCUGCCACAGCCAGCCGGAUGACAUGGUCAUUUGCAAGAGAUCACGGCCUGCCGUUUCAUCGGUUUAUCCGAAAGGUCGACCCGCGUACUCGAGUUCCGAUAGUAGCAGUCGUUGUGGUGACCGUCAUCCCGUGUUUGCUGAACCUGAUCUAUAUUGGCUCGUCGACUGCAUUCAAUGAUGUCAUAUCCAUGUCGGUAUCAGGUCUCUACGCAUCCUACCUUCUCCCAUGCAGCUUCCUCCUCUGGCGCCGUGUCACCGGACAAAUUAAGCCGCAUCGACCGAGCGAAGAUCGCAGCGCAGAAAUACCUAUCGAGCGAGACAGAGAUCCCAAUACGCUCAGCCCGAUGGCUGUCGAAGAUCACGGCGACUCUAACGUCUUACUUGAAGAGCCAGAAUUGGAAUGGGGCCCUUGGCGAAUACCAGGGCUACUGGGUACCCUAAACAACUGUUUUGCCUGCCUUUUCUGUGUCUGGGUUCUCUUUUGGGACUUCUGGCCACCAGCCACACCCGUGACUGGUGAAAGCAUGAAUUACAGCGUCCUAGUGACAGGCUCGGUCAUUAUUUUCGCGAUCGCGCGCUACUUCCUAGGAGGUAAGGUGGGAUAUAGAGGUCCGUUGGUAGAUUACGAUGUGAAAGGUUUCACCGUUCGUCGCAAUUGAAAGGAGGGUACCUAUGUUUCUUGGAAGUACUGGACCUAGAGAAUACCUAGGUACCCAGACUUGCGAGGAUCUCUGUAGAUAAAUCCCCUGCGACCCCUAUUCUGACACAUAACUAUCAGCCAUCGCCCUGUCUGCGAAAGUCUACGGUAGACUCCUUAGGGACUUGUUAAAUUGAUGAAAGAUAAUAUCGUAUUUUCAUGUACGAACU
This is a messenger RNA of Annulohypoxylon maeteangense, 2046 nucleotides long. RefSeq names its product amino acid/polyamine transporter I. Bases 123 to 1838 code for a protein of 571 amino acids. The record is from RefSeq and is a predicted model, not a curated record. The transcript has 10 exons. NCBI's taxonomy places the organism in Eukaryota, Fungi, Ascomycota, Sordariomycetes, Xylariales, Hypoxylaceae. Gene Ontology annotation, molecular function: transmembrane transporter activity. Gene Ontology annotation, cellular component: membrane. Gene Ontology annotation, biological process: transmembrane transport.